AUGCUACGCGACGGUAUUGAUCAAUCUGUGGAGCUUGUGGACUGCGAUAUGACGCGUCCCAAUAAGAUUGCCUUCUCGCCAGCCCAGGAUAUCAUGUACAUCACGAAUUCGCAGAAGGGCAACUCGUACGUCAAGAGUUACAUCAUGGCAGACGACGGCACGGUCAGCAACUCUAGUGUGUUUUUCAAUUUCACGGCUCAUCCUGAGCUGGAAACUGAUGACGGGUAUGCCAGGGGAAUCAAGGUGGAUGACAACGGCUACGUGUACGUGGCCUGCUACAAGGGCGUGUACAUUUUCUCGCCGGAAGCUGAGCUGGCUGGUGCUAUCAUGAGCACCGAGGAACUAGACUCUGUGACCAUGGGCCUUGGCCGUCUCUUCAUUUCUGGCAGCUUUGGCCUUGUGGCGCAGACCAGCGGUGUCCCAUCGCAGGCGCUUCCUCGUGCUCAGGUCACGUGCAGUGCCUAG
Peronospora matthiolae is the source of this 465-nucleotide messenger RNA. NCBI's taxonomy places the organism in Eukaryota, Oomycota, Peronosporomycetes, Peronosporales, Peronosporaceae. The record is from the annotation of a GenBank genome assembly.